Messenger RNA from Ciona intestinalis (vase tunicate), 1957 nucleotides. NCBI's taxonomy places the organism in Eukaryota, Metazoa, Chordata, Ascidiacea, Phlebobranchia, Cionidae. The record is from RefSeq and is a predicted model, not a curated record.
UUCGCACUGCCCGCACCACAAAAUAGCUUUGUGCAGAAUACAAAAUUUUGUUUUGGUCCAGUUGUGUUCUCGUGUGCGGGGAAGUCCUACAGCCCAUGUGUAACUUUGCGUUGGUACAUAAACGUUAAAGUACAUGCCAGAUAAAAGUGAAUGUUUUUACAGGAUUUGUCGUUUUAAACCAGCAUAGCGUUUGUAUAUGUUUAAGUAAUGAUAACCAAAAGAUGACGUCAAGUUAUAAACAUUUUGUGGCUGGUGUGGCAGGCGGUACAACAGCUACUUGCGUUUUACAUCCAUUGGAUCUUAUCAAGAUACGAUUUUCAGUCAGUGAUGGUUUGCCAACCAGACCACAGUACAACAGUAUGUGGGACUUAACUAAGAAGGUUUGGAGAACAAAUGGCGUACGUGGUUUAUACACUGGUGUCACCCCUAAUAUAAUUGGGGCAGGGAUGAGUUGGGGGCUUUACUUUUUCUUCUACAACACCAUCAAGUCAUAUCUAAACAAUGGGGAGGGAUCAAAAGCUCUCACAAUCCCACAGUAUAUUGGAUGUGGGCUGGUAUCAGGAUCUGCAACCUUAGCCGUAACAAAUCCGAUAUGGAUUGCAAAAACUCGUCUCUGCUUACAAUAUGAAACACAACAGAAACAGUACAGAGGGAUGACGCAUGCUAUACUUGAUCUGCACAAACAAAGUGGGGUCAGAGGAUUGUACAAGGGAUUUGUGCCAGGUUUGUUUGGCACGAGCCAUGGAGCGAUUCAGUUCCUUGUUUAUGAAAAGUUGAAGAUUUGGAACGCAAGAAGAAAAGGGAAGGAUAUUCAGGAUAAAAUGGAUACAUUUGAUGUGCUAGCCAUGUCCGCCACCUCUAAGCUUGUUGCUGCGACGUCAACUUAUCCUUACCAAGUAGUGAGGUCAAGACUGCAGGACCAGAACCGUGUUUAUAGUGGAGUUAUGGAUGUCGUUAGAACAACUUUCAAGAAUGAAACUUGGAGAGGUUUUUACAAAGGGCUGACUGCAAACCUUUUAAGGGUAACUCCUGCCUGUUGUAUCACGUUUUACACUUAUGAGAUGAUGGUGUAUUAUCUACCUUGAUAAUACAGGGUGUUCGGAAAGUCACUGUGCACUUACAUAUUUAUUAACAAACGUUUUUCAGUAUAGAAUCCAGAAGUAAAUAUGAACGAUAAAUCGAUAAUUAUAAAUGGUGUUAUAAGUGACCCCCGUUAGCAACAAUACAGGCUUGGACCUUCUUAUUUUGUUUCUAAACACCUUAAUCAGUAAAUAUUAACUAUAAGCGUGCAGUGACUUUCCAAACACCCUGUGUAUGCUGUAUUGUUAUCCUAAAUCGUAAGGCUGGUAAAUCAUGCCUAAAACAGCAAUUUCCAUGGUAAAGUAGGGGAAGAUGGGACAUUUACUCAUUCUAUUUUCUCGUCCCAUUUGGUAGUAAACAAAGAAAAUUCCAAGAAUUAUAAAAUCUUAUCCUCACGACUCCCAUAGACCGUUUUUAAUUGUUUAAAACACGAUUAGGAUGUUUGGAUAUUAUGUGCUAAAUGUAUUCCAUCUUCCCCCCACCUUACUAUAUCUACCUUAUACAUAUAAGCACACACUGUGUCGGUGUUUUACUUCAGCGUAGUUUGAUUCUUAUGCAAUAAUUAUAAAAGCAAAAACAAUCUGCGUAUAGAAAGACAUUUAAUCAUUAAGCAACGUGCUAUGUUAUGUUUACUAAACAUUGUUUAGCUCAAAUGAAUAUUAAUAGCCUAUUGUAACCGGAAUGAUAAUAUUCCUUAAAUUUAUAAUAUAGAUAAUACAUGAUUUAUGUUUGUAAUUGCUGCAAUUUUGAAUUUAUUGUUCAUAUGUGACGUUUACAUUUGUUGAGUUCCAGCUCCUUUUUGAGCAUUAUCAAAGAAUGACACUCGUCUAAAUUUGCAUGGCUGGAUAACAGUUGUUAUAACACAGGUGUUCUGUGG